AUGGCACUCCCAGAAUCAAGAACUUUAAGUCUUAUUUUCAAGUAUGUAGAUGACCAUGUGCUAAAUUAUAUUGAACUAUUAAAGGAAGCUGUUGCAAUAAAAUCCGUAUCUUGUUCUCCUCAUUUAAGAGAUGAUUGUAUUACUAUGGUGAAAUGGCUACAUUGUAAGCUAAAGGCACUUGGUGUUGAAGCAGAGGAAUGUGAUGUGGGAACACAGACUUUACCUGACGGAAGACCACUACGUUUGCCUCCUGUCAUUCUUGGGUCGCUUGGAAAUGAUCCAUCUAAACCUACUGUAUGUAUUUAUGGACAUAUAGAUGUUCAACCUGCAGCUCAAGAAGAUGGUUGGCAUACAGAACCUUUUAAUCUAACUGAGAUAGAUGGUAAAUUAUAUGGUAGAGGUGCAUCCGAUGACAAAGGCCCAGUCCUCUGCUGGUUAAAUGCUAUCCAAGCUUAUCAAAAACAGGAAUUGCCAAUUCCUGUCAAUUUAAAGUUUGUUUUUGAAGCAAUGGAAGAGAGUGGAAGUGAAGGGCUUGAAGAUCUGUUAAAACAAAGGAAAGAAUCAUUUUUUCAAAAUGUCGAUUAUGUGUGCAUAUCUGAUAAUUAUUGGCUUGGAAAAGACAAACCUUGUUUGACCUAUGGGUUAAGAGGAUUAUGCUACUUUUUUAUAGAAGUUACAUGUGCUUGUAAAGAUCUGCAUAGUGGAGUGUAUGGAGGAACCAUAAAUGAAGCUAUGUCUGAUAUGGUUUAUUUAUUAAGCAGAUUAGUUGACAAAGAUGGUACAAUACUUAUUCCUAACAUUAAUAAUGAUGUUCUUCCAGUGACUGAUGAUGAACGACGUCAGUACCAAGAAAUUGAUUUCAGUGUUCUCGAUUAUAAAACAGAACUUGGUUCACCCAGCCUUUUACAUAAAGAAGAUAAGACUAAGUUAUUAAUGAGUCGUUGGAGAUUUCCUUCUCUUAGUGUUCAUGGCAUGGAAGGAUGUUUCUCAGAUCCUGGAACCAAAACAGUUAUACCUAGGAAAGUUAUUGGAAAAUUUUCAAUAAGAAUUGUACCAAAUCAAGAUCCUAUAGCUGUAGAGAAGGCUGUUGUAGAUUAUUUGAAUAAGGAGUGGGCCAAAAGGGGAAGUAGCAACAAAUUCAAAGUUUCAAUGGUCCAUGGGGCUAAAGCGUGGGUUACCGACCCCAGAAAUUCUAAUUACGAAGCUGCAAUUAGAGCCACUAAGAGAGUAUAUAAUACUGAACCAGAUAUGACCCGUGAAGGAGGUUCUAUACCUAUCACUCUUACUUUUCAGGAGGUUACUGAUAAAAGUGUUAUCCUGAUACCAAUUGGUGCUUGUGAUGAUGGUGCACAUUCUCAAAAUGAGAAACUUGAUCGUAGAAAUUAUAUACAAGGGACAAAAUUGUUGGCUGCAUAUUUAUAUGAGAUAGGUAAAAUGGGAAAAUAG
Molecule: messenger RNA, 1446 nt
Organism: Nezara viridula (southern green stink bug)
Lineage: Eukaryota; Metazoa; Arthropoda; Insecta; Hemiptera; Pentatomidae
Source: the annotation of a GenBank genome assembly